ACAAAGGACAUGUUUAUGGUGUGUGUGUGUGUGAGGGGAGGGGAGGUCGGAGCGGCGGUGGCCAUUAGUGACGGCUGACUGGACCGGCGCCCUCUUCCCCUUCUCACUGUGUGUGUGUGUGUGUGUGUAUAUAUAAAAUGUACGCCCGGCAGCUGACAGGCUCAGGGCUGUGGCCGCCCGUGUUGUUUAUUGUGCCGGCCAGCAUGGCGGAGGCCGGCUAGGCCGCGGGCCUCCAGAGUUUGCUCUCUUUGUAAAUACUUGGUGUCGGGGCCUGGGUGAUUCUCCCCCCUCCUGCUCCUCGGCCUCGCAUUAUCUGGGAAGGUUACUGCUGCGGCUUUGCGGCCGUGAAGUCCGAGUAAAUUCACCCCGCCUAACGUUUUAGUUUGCAGAACGGGAACAGUAAAUAUAUCCUGAUGAAUUAACCCCUCUGUGUGUGUGUGUGUAUGUAUGUAUGUAGACAUAAAGCAAUUUUAAUGCACGAUUCUUCCCCGACGGUGAAGCACAAUGAGCGGGCUCUUUGUUUCUGCUUGACACUUACUUUGCCUCUGUUGAUGGGAUUCGCCAGGCUCGGCCCUGCCUCACUCGUUAUGCUGGUCAUCAAGUACCAUGCUAGUCCUAUUUUCCGUGGAGGGCUUGAUGUGGUCAUCUAAAAACUAAUGUUGUGAGAGUGUCCACCUUCACCACCCACUUGGAUAGUGUGUUGCAGAUUUUGUCAUCUGUGUUAAAAAAAUAUUUCCUGGAGUUUCCUGUGCCUCAAACUGCUGUCUGGUCGGAGGAACAGCACAUCAUAUUUCGCUUGGGCAGCUUACACCUCAGCGAAAUGAGUCGUCAGACUGCCACAGCACUCCCUACAGGUACAUCAAAGUGCACUCCUGCCCAGAGAGUCCCUGCAUUGACGGGAACCACAGCUUCCAAUAGUGAUUUGGCAAGUCUAUUUGAGUGUCCGGUUUGCUUUGACUAUGUGCUGCCACCAAUUCUUCAGUGCCAGAGCGGCCACCUUGUCUGCAGCAACUGUCGUCCGAAGCUUACAUGCUGCCCCACUUGCAGGGGCCCAUUGGGCUCCAUUCGUAACCUGGCGAUGGAAAAAGUGGCUAACUCUGUACUGUUCCCCUGUAAGUAUGCCUCUUCAGGUUGUGAGAUAACACUACCGCACACAGAGAAAGCAGACCACGAGGAACUCUGUGAGUUCAGGCCAUACUCGUGUCCUUGCCCUGGAGCCUCGUGUAAAUGGCAAGGCUCUCUGGAUGCUGUAAUGCCACACCUGAUGCAUCAACACAAGUCGAUCACAACCUUGCAGGGUGAGGACAUAGUUUUCCUGGCCACAGACAUAAACCUUCCAGGGGCAGUAGAUUGGGUCAUGAUGCAGUCCUGUUUUGGCUUUCAUUUUAUGUUGGUCUUGGAAAAACAAGAAAAAUACGAUGGCCACCAGCAGUUUUUUGCCAUAGUACAGCUAAUUGGAACACGCAAACAAGCUGAAAACUUUGCAUAUAGACUUGAACUGAAUGGCCACAGACGGCGAUUGACUUGGGAAGCAACUCCUCGAUCAAUUCAUGAAGGCAUUGCCACAGCCAUUAUGAAUAGUGACUGUCUGGUUUUUGACACUAGCAUUGCACAGCUUUUUGCAGAAAAUGGUAACUUGGGAAUCAAUGUAACGAUCUCAAUGUGUUGAAACCAUGACAUUUCAUAAAUUCUCUUUCCAGGGGCCGGAAAUGGGGCAGUAAAUGCUGUACAUUGAGCUAAAUAUUGGAGGAACUGUGCAACAUUUUGCUGCUGAGCAUUUAUCAGACUGGCUUCAUGGAUUCUGUUUGGAGUCACAAUUCUAACGUAGAACUGGCUUGCAGCAAAGUUAACACUAAUUAUAAAUGCAGUAAACCACUGAAGAGACAUUUUUUUGUAGAAAAUAGUGCUAGGAGCCUUAAGAAAAUGGGCAUAAACACUUGCAAGUGCUACAAUCCUGUUUGUUUUGACUGUACUCAGCUAAAAGUGUUGAAAUUGUUCUGAUUGUCUUUACCGACAAGCCAUGUUGUGCAGUUUAAGUUGCUGCUUUUCUCAUUUGUUUCUACAUAGAAUUGCUGCUGUUUUGUGUAAAUUUUGUGUAUGGAUAUUUUUUAUGAACUUACUAGUUUUUCAUCAAUAAAUUUCCCUUCCUUUUUUGUACUAAGCCCUUUGGAGCUAUUUAAGUUCAUCUAAUAUCUAUUCAGUUUACAAGGUAGAAUCCCAUAAUCUGUCCCAACCGUGAGUCUUGACUAUCAGGCUCUUGACUUUCAACAUAGUUUGUGGCAAGUAUUUUUAAAUCCCUUAAGCUUUUGAGUUGUGAUAUCUAUUGUCAUUGUACAAUGGUUAACAGAACUGACAUUAAUACAUUUUGGUUAUUUAGAAUCGAGGUGCAUUUGUAUCUGAAAUUGGAAGUGUUUUAAACUUCCCAAUGUUUAUCCAAACCUACAAGACACUUGGCCUCUUGCUCUUUUUUUCUGCCUGUUGCUUAUCUUUUACUCCAUUUUCCUCAGUGGUGCUACUUUGCUAUUCCUCUUCGUUUUUGUGUGUGUGUGUGUGUGUGUGUGUGUGUGUGUGUGUGUGUGGGGUGGGGGUGGGGGAGGGUGGGAAAUAACUAAUCGUGGUAAAAUGGAAUAAAAGGUUCAGACAUCCUUUUUGCUGUGGUGAAAGUAUGCUGGUGUUAUUGCAUGAAUGUAAACUUCAGUACCUUUUCCCUCUUUGGAAGAGAAGACUAUUAGUUUAGACAAACCUGCUUUAAAACAUUUUAUUUGUAGUUACAUGUGAAUAGCUGAUUUCAAAAUUGCCAAGCCCGUCUACUCUACCUAAGUUUUCUGUAGUUUAGUGUUUUGCUGAAAUGCAAAAAGUUGCACACUUUUUAAUUUUAUACUGUGUAAAUUAAUACUUUCAUUUAGUCCUGUUUGAUUUAAUUUUGUGAUCAUGUUUUAAUGACAUGCAGCUGCUUCCCUGAAUGUUUCAACAAACACUGUAAUUUUACUGUAAGUCAAGGUUCAGUUGUGGUCAUAAUUAUGUGCAGAGCUUUUCCGAUUCUCUGUUGUCCGAAUUAGUGUUCUUUCAAAUGGCUUCCAAUCAGAACUAUUCAGGUACAUACUGUACAAGAUCUGUGUGUGCCCUCUUUUUUGACUCUUUAAAUUUCUCUCUCCUCACCCCAUUGAAAAAGCAGAGUUUAAGUACUUGGGCAACUUGAAAAAGAAAUCAAAUGUCUGCAUUUUUGUAACGUAACUUUUUUCUCCUCCCCUCCCAUGUCCAAUGCAUUUAGUGAAAUUAUACAUAAAUACUCAUAUUCUCAUUUUUGUUUAAAUAUGCUUGUCAUAGAUAUUAUCCAGAAGUCUGACCAUAACUAAACAUGAUCCAGUCAUUAACGCAGAUGAUGUUUUGCCUCUCUGACAGUAUUACACCACAAGGUAAUAUAGUAUGAGUUGCUAUAAUACCCAAUUAGUAUACAUUUAACUGCUUUUAUGCAAUUAAGAGCUGAUUGUUUAGAUCAUUAAACCAGUUUGUGUAAGUAUAAAGACAGGAAUUUGUUUCUUUUCCCCCGAACAUUUUGUUUUAAGGAAGGCCACCUUCGCCCAAUUUCAAUUAUUUAGACAGAGUUACAUUGCCAAAACUGCAUGAUGCACAUUGUUAACAGUAUUUAAUGUUUAAAACUAAAUUAAUAAAGAUGGAACUCUGCAGUUGAAGUCUGCAGCGUCUGGUCUAUGUGGAGUAACUGGAUUACUUUAAAUACACUGCACCUGGCUAAAUUCUGUAACCAUUGAAAUUUUAAAUUUGUUCUAUUUUCAAAGAUGCAACAAACAAUGUCCUCUGAAUUUUAAAUAUCAAACUAUAGUGGGAAUGGAUUUAUACACUUGUGUAGCAAGCUUUACUUAGAUACAAUUGGCAUCUAUUAUUGCAUUAAUUUCAUGUGAACCUUUUUGAAUCAUUUGUGAAAACACUAAAUAUUGAUCCAGAACCUCUUAAUAAUACAAUGCAAGAAGAAUAAAUAUUACUAUCAGAUCCUAAAUGGCAGCUUAUCUUUGAUUAAACUGUUGUAACUUUGUAAUUAAACUUGCUCAAUUAAUUUCUUCAGAUUAGAAUAUAAUGAACUAGUUGAGUUUGGCUGCAAUACUACUUAAAUAGUAGAAUUUUUACUAAUAUUUCCACUUAGGGAAGAAACCUUCCCCCCAAAUGAGUGAAGUAUGUUAGCGCUAUCUCAAUAGUAAUUCAGUCAUACAAAUCCUUAAUUUUGUUCUAAGGUUUAUGGAAUUGAGCCACCUAUUGUGCAAUGUACUGCCUCUUGAAGUUACUGGUGAACUUGCUCUCUCCUGCAAACAUUAUUUGCAAGCAACAUUUUAUCUAAAACCACUUGUCUUACACACACUAAGUUUAUCUUUAAUACUAGGUGGCCCAUUUACUUUAACCAUGCUAUUGUACAGUAAAUGCUGUGUAAGAGUUUCGGUUAAAUCUUUUUAAUACUGUUCUGCCUGAAACUUGAUUUAUUGUGUGUUUAUGCUUAUUUGCAUUUUAAGCUCCAAUAAAAGUUGAUUCUCACCUGUU
Messenger RNA from Amblyraja radiata (thorny skate), 4548 nucleotides. It is a transcript of the gene siah1, whose product is annotated as siah E3 ubiquitin protein ligase 1. Gene Ontology annotation, biological process: multicellular organism development; proteasome-mediated ubiquitin-dependent protein catabolic process. Gene Ontology annotation, molecular function: zinc ion binding; ubiquitin protein ligase activity; ubiquitin conjugating enzyme binding. The transcript has 3 exons. Bases 821 to 1669 code for a protein of 282 amino acids. Gene Ontology annotation, cellular component: cytoplasm. The record is from RefSeq and is a predicted model, not a curated record. NCBI's taxonomy places the organism in Eukaryota, Metazoa, Chordata, Chondrichthyes, Rajiformes, Rajidae.